AUGCCUGUCAUGCCCUUUUCCGUCAACUUCAAGAAGCGCAAGCGCGCCCUCAACGUACCGCCACCGUCUCCUGUCCCUGUCCCUCUCCCCGUCCCCGUGCCCCCACCCCGCCAACUCACCGCAACGCCCCAGGCUGGACCAUCAUACGCGCACCCUGCUUCCGACACCACUCUCAUCACCCCGAGCCCCCUUCGCGCCGCACUCGCAUACUCGGACCCGGACCCAGUCGACGACUACACGUACAACAACGUGGAGGAGCUCGCCGACGAACACGUGUACCCUGUCAUGUUCACUGACGAGUUCGGGACAGCCCCCGAGUUUGAAGAUGACGGCGAAUACGACCAGAUUGGAGAUGAGGAUAUCCUCUCACGCCUCCUCCACCGCGAGCGCGAAUACACCCGCCUCCAGGUGUACUACGAAGAGCUGCACAAGCGUUACGCCAACAGCAAGGACCAGAUCGAGCACCUCAAUCGCCAGGUCGACGCACUGUCGGCCCGCAUCGAGCGAAAGGAGCAUCGCAUCCGCUUGCUCAAGGUGCUUGCGAUCCGCCGGUAG
Messenger RNA from Cutaneotrichosporon cavernicola, 555 nucleotides. RefSeq lists its product as uncharacterized. The transcript has 2 exons. The record is from RefSeq and is a predicted model, not a curated record. The coding region runs from base 1 to 555 and encodes 184 amino acids. NCBI's taxonomy places the organism in Eukaryota, Fungi, Basidiomycota, Tremellomycetes, Trichosporonales, Trichosporonaceae.